AUGUCGGAGGUCGACGAUGGAGUCAUCUCCGUGUGCAACGUAUUCGACGCCGAAGCUAAGCUCGAGGCUCUCGAACAGAACUGGAGUCAAAUUCGAGAGACCUACGACAAGGUACUCGGCAGCAAGGAUCUCAACGCCGAAUUGCCGUACUUCAAAGAGUACGUCUUCACCACCACGACUGCGCUAUACGCCAAGGUGAAAGGCGCCCUCAAAGCUCGAAUCAACGAGCUUGAGCCUCGCCGGCUCCACAACUCAACGCUAAACGUAUCGGCUACAGAGCCCACAGCGGUUCGUCCGCAGCUACCGGUCAUCAAACCGCCACACUUCCACGGCGACAUCCUUCAAUGGACUUCCUUUAAGACAAAGUUCACCUCCGUAAUGACCAAAGCGGGCGCGGACAAUGUGGAGAAAAUGCACUUCCUCCUCCAGAGCGUCCACGGCCCAGCAGCGACUCUCAUCGAGAACGUCGACAUCACCGACGGCUCAUUUGAGACCGCAUGGAACGCUCUACUCGCUCGCUAUGAGAACAAACGUGUUCUCAUCACCUCUCAGCUCAACAAGUUCUUCGGCAUGCCCAAGAUGACCUCCAGAUCUGCCAAGGAAGUCAACAGCAUCCUGAACACUACCACCGAGGUGUUGAGCUCACUAAAAACUCUUGGAUCGCCAACAGAUCAAUGGGAUCAACUAGUGGUGCAUUUCAUCUCACAGCGUCUCGAUUCCAAGACACGUGAGGACUGGGAAUUGGCGCUUGGAGCGUCGACCAACUACCCAGCCUUCGAACGCUUGAAGAACUUUCUCCAGGGGCGCGCCAGAGCGCUCGAGUCCAUGGAAGGACGGACUCCAGUCACUCCAAGAGACUCCAAACCUGAGAAGAAGAAGGUUACUGUUUACAAAACGUCGCCUGUAAACGUUCGCACGGCGAGCGUUAACACACGGGCUCCUGCAAUGCUGUCCAAUACUCAAUCUACCGCAAAGCCCUCUCCUGGCAACACGUCGAGACCUCAGAGUCCAUGUUCCUGCUGCGCAGAGAGCCACUUGAUCGCGAACUGUCCAAAGCUCCACGACAUGGCGCCGGAGGAACGUUACAAAAUGGCGACAGUCCAAGAGACUCUGCCUCAACUGCCUGGGAACACAUCAGCAACUGCGCCACGAACUACGGUGCUACUCGCUACGGCGCGUGCUCUUCUCAUCACUCCAACACGCAUCACGCAUCCAGUACGAUUGCUCAUCGAUCCUGGACCAGAGCUUACGCUCAUCUCUCAUCAAUUAACCCGCACGCUCAACUUACACGCAAACAACGUCCACGUACCCAUCAUCGGAGUGGGCAGCGUGCCUUCCGGACACACCCGGGGCGCUGUCAACUUUACGCUACGCUCAAUUCACAGCAACGAAGCCGCCGAGCUUCAAGCUCAUGUUCUGCCGAAGCUCACGAUCAACAUACUCAUUGGCGCCGACUCCUACGGCUCGAUCUUAAAACCCGGAGUAAGAUCCGGCACGGCUGAACAGCCAAUCGCCAUCCACACGAUAUUUGGGUGGGCGAUACUUGGACCUAUAAACGAUCCAUCUCACGCUACGCACGCCCAUCAAGGGCACCUCAUCACUAACGAACAUCUCCACAAUCUAAUCUCUAGGUUCUGGGAACUUGAACAAGCUCCACCUUCACAGGCUGAGACUCUAACCUCUGACGAGGUAACCUGUGAAGCCCACUUCCUCUCUACGAAUUCACGCGACAGCCAAGGUCGCUACAGCGUGCGCCUGCCAUUCAAGGUGGACCCCACGACGCUCGGGAACUCCAAGGGCAUCGCACAAAAAUCGCUCGAGCGCCUCCUCAAGCGCCUAGCCAAUCAACCAGAGCUCUGCAAGCUCUACAAGGAUUUCCUCGCCGAGUACGAGGGAAUGGGACACAUGAUUGAGGUUGAGGACCACGAUCCGUCUCCCCAGGGCUAUUAUCUACCUCACCACGGCGUUCUCAGGAACGGCAAGAUCCGAGUCGUCUUCAACGGGUCGUGCAAGACGACCUCAGGUCACUCACUCAACGACAUACUCCAUACAGGAGCCAAAACGCAGAAUGACAUCUUCGACGUACUACUAUACGUCAGAAAAUACCGUCUCUUAUUCAUCACCGACAUCGUAAAAAUGUUUCGGCAGAUUCGCGUACAUCCCGAGGACCGGAAGUUUCAACGCAUACUAUGGGUCGAGGCUGACGAUCAACUCAAGACAUACGAGCUGGCUACUGUCACGUAUGGCGAGACGCCAGCUCCAUUCCUCUCCGGCCGCGCCGUCCAACAACUCGUCUUUGACGAGGGUGAACAGUUCCCGCUCACUAUCGAACCCUUGAGAGAGGGAAGCUACGUGGACGACAUCAGUGGCGGCGCAGACGAUCUUCAUACCCUCAACGCAAUCGCUACACAGGUCGAAGGCCUGUGCCUCAAAGGAUGCUUUCCAUUAUCAAAGUGGAAAUCGAAUCAUCCCGACUUCAUCAAAACCAAAUCCGAGUCUCCGUCCAGCACCGAGUCUCACGAGUUCCACGAAUCCACCACCAAGAUUCUAGGACUCGCCUGGCAAUGCGCACCUGACGUCCUCAGGUUCACUGGCCACACGCAACCCGGAGCAGCGAUCACCAAACGCACUAUCCUCUCCGAAACAGCUCAACUCUUCGAUCCACUAGGACUGAUUUCUCCAGUCAUCGUCCGAGCCAAGAUCUUGAUGCAAGAUCUAUGGUCACUCCAAGUCGGAUGGGACGACAAACUCAUGCCUCAGAUGAUUCACCGCUGGACGACGUUCAGGGCGGAACUGUCUGAACUCUCGAGCCUAGCAAUCCCUCGCUGGCUCCACACUACUUCUGACACUACGAUGACCGAGCUGCAUGGCUUCUCCGACGCAUCACAGUCAGCCAUGGCGGCAGUGGUCUACAUCAAGGUCAAACACCCGCAUCAGGCAGCUGAAGUAACUCUGGUGUGCUCCAAAACACGAGUCGCGCCACUCCAGCGCCUCACGAUCCCCAGACUCGAAUUAUCUGCCGCCCUACUGAUUGUAAAACUCGUCACGCGCGUUCAGGAGGUACUCAAGCUCUCAGAGGCCCCUGUCACGCUAUGGACUGACUCAGCGGUAUCUCUAGCAUGGAUCAACAGCGACCCAGUGCGAUGGAAGGAGUUCGUCAGGAACCGAGUCCAAGAGAUGCACCGCACAGCUCCAAACGCAACCUGGAAAUUUAUUCCCGGUAAACAGAAUCCAGCUGACUGCGCCUUACGAGGCGUAACGCCACCUCAACUCAUCACACACAAGCUCUGGUGGUCUGGACCAGACUGGCUAGCUAGAAGUCCGCGACAAUGGCCCUCCUUCGCCUCUACGGACGCCAACGCCGCCACCUCGGAACUCAGCCCCAGUGCUGUACACACCGCAUCCACCACGCCAAACUUACCAUUUGCGAGAUUGCUCAGAUACAGCUCUCUCACGAAAGUUCUACGCAGAACUGCGACUGUCUUUCGAGCAGUCGCCAGGCUCAGGAGAGUGCCGGACUCCAACCUCAGGACAUCGCCGCUCACUCCAGCCGACUUGCAAACCGCUCUCAUGUUUUGGAUACAAGCAUUCCAGCAAGCUUACUUCGCCGGCGAAAUAACUGCCAUCUCUCAAGGCAAGCCGCUCGCUAAGUCACAUCCUUUCACCAGACUUACUGCGCGCCUGGACCCGACCGGCCUACUGCGCGUAGGCGGACGGCUGCAAAACUCACAACUGGAUGAGGACGCCAAGCAUCCACCAAUCUUGCCCAGAUUAUGCCACUUAUCAGCACUCAUCAUCUCAGACGCCCACGCCCGCACGCUGCACGGCGACACCCAACUGACGCUUAACUACAUCAGGAAGCGUUGUUGGAUACUCGGCGGUCGUGCUCCAAUCAAGGCAUUCAUCCAUCGCUGCGUCACGUGCACCCGGAUACGCGACGCACGCGUACAGCAACUCAUGGGCCAGCUACCUGCAAAACGUGUGACACCAUCUUUGGUGUUUGAACACACGGGCGUCGACUACGCUGGGCCCAUCUCACUCAAAUUCUACCAAGGACGCGGCACUCGCACCUACAAAGCCUGCCCACACGGCACGAAAUAUGUCAGAAAUAUUUCCGAAAUGUUACAACAUUUCAGAUUCAUUACAUAA
This is a messenger RNA of Neodiprion virginianus, 4149 nucleotides long. RefSeq lists its product as uncharacterized. The transcript is spliced from 4 exons. Lineage: Eukaryota; Metazoa; Arthropoda; Insecta; Hymenoptera; Diprionidae. The record is from RefSeq and is a predicted model, not a curated record. The coding region runs from base 1 to 4149 and encodes 1382 amino acids.